Aspergillus luchuensis is the source of this 465-nucleotide messenger RNA. RefSeq lists its product as uncharacterized. The coding region runs from base 1 to 465 and encodes 154 amino acids. NCBI's taxonomy places the organism in Eukaryota, Fungi, Ascomycota, Eurotiomycetes, Eurotiales, Aspergillaceae. The record is from RefSeq and is a predicted model, not a curated record. The transcript has a single exon.
AUGGCUGACCACACUUAUGCGGAUCAGUUGACUCCGUUGGACCUGCCUAUGCCCAGGACCUACAUUCGGAUUCUCUUCGUUUUUCCAACGGCAAAUCCAAGCCCCCAAAUCACGCAGGAACUCCAGCGCGGCCUCGAGAAGCUUUCGAAGCAAGUUCCCUGGGUCGCCGGACAUGUCUUUCAUACCACUUCAGCCAAUCAGAAAACUUCUCUUGAAAUCCGAUACCAUUCAGACACGACAGCGAUCCUAGAGGAUAAAGGCCAGAUAACGGCCUCAUACGCCAAUCUCUCUUCGCAAAAUAUGCCCAUGGAAGCCAUCCCACCUAACGUGUGGCCAACAGUCCCAAGCCUGUUGGUAACAUCCCUUCCGAGACAGGGGACCGCGUUUUCGCUGCCAGCUUCUUCCGGUUCGCAGAUCAUGGGGCCGGAUUAUGCUUCUGCUUGCAUCACAACGCCGUGGAUGUAA